Molecule: messenger RNA, 1175 nt
Organism: Triplophysa rosa
Lineage: Eukaryota; Metazoa; Chordata; Actinopteri; Cypriniformes; Nemacheilidae
Exons: 2
Coding region: 294-1175 (293 amino acids)
Source: RefSeq, a predicted model, not a curated record
UGUAUCAAAUCGAACUCCAUCUCUAACGCCAACAAGUUCUCACACUUUACCUCCUAUGCACAAGUGUGAAAGCAUUAACAGACCUUCAAGACGGAGGGAAAAAAGUUUUACUCACCGCCUCGAAUGAAAGUACUAAUGUUGAAAGGACGAGCCCCCAAUUGUUACGGUUUCUCUUCGUCUAGGGUUAAGGAACGUAACAAGGCCACGUGGAGAGAGAGAAUGGCUGAGGUCUCCAGGUCCCAAGAAUUUUACCCAACUUCUUCAGUGCCAAAAAAUAUACGGAAGAAAACAAAAUGGCAAUGCAAAUAACCAAGCUCAAUGUUUCCACCUCUAACGAGGAAGAAGAAAUACUUGCAGCCCAAGAUUAUAAGUUCAUCAACGUUGAUCUCAAUGAAGGUACUGGUGGAAACCAGGUCCUUCUUUGGUACAAGAAAGAGUGCGGCAACAAACCUGUGACCAGGAUCCAGUUUUCAUUCUUCAGCCACAUGAAAUCUGGUCUGGCCGAGGCUGGGUAUGAGGCGGUCAACAAAGAUCUGAAUGCAGGAGUUUGUGGAGAUAACAUCUAUCUGUGGUACUUCUGUGGCAACACAAAACAAGACAUUCCUAUUGUGGACCUCAGCAUAACCAAAGAUGCCAGAGAGGAGCCUACUCUUCUGCAAGAUGGCUGGGAGAGACUGGGCUGUGAUCUGAACCGUAAUGCAAGAGGAAACUUUAUCUAUCUGUGGGUGAAGAGAGAGAAGCCGAGCUACAUCUGUGAAAUCGCAGCAUCUGUUGACUUCACUUCAGACAAGUACAUGUUUGAACUGGGCUACACUCGUGUGGAUGAAGACACCAAUCGCAAUGCUCGAGGAAACAAAGUCUUCCUGUGGUAUCGGCGCACAACCGAUAAGAGCACAGCGCUCACUGCUCUCAACAUAUCCACCUCCCUCCAGGAGGAAUUAAAGCUCCAGUGUGAAGGCUUUAAAAAGCUCUGUGUUAAUCUUAAUAAAGGAACCAGUGGAAAAGAUGUCUACGCAUGGCACAUAAAAGCAGGAUGUCAAUCGCAGAUCCAAGCCAUAGUUCUGCUGAUCAACCCUAGGGCCUUCCUUGAGUAUCAGAAAGCCGGUAUCAACUUUGUCGACAAAAAUCUGAAUGAUGGAAACAAAGGCUGGCCAAUGUACAUAGCCUACAAGUAA